Molecule: messenger RNA, 566 nt
Organism: Penaeus monodon (black tiger shrimp)
Lineage: Eukaryota; Metazoa; Arthropoda; Malacostraca; Decapoda; Penaeidae
Exons: 3
Coding region: 75-566 (163 amino acids)
Source: RefSeq, a predicted model, not a curated record
UUUGUUAGCAACGCAAGGGGCGAUCAGGAUACAUGAACUAGAUUAACUCCUAACUGUGGUUUGUUAGUAACAGCAUGAAGCAAUUAGAGACGGUCCUGUUCCAGCACUGCCCUCUUAUGUUGCACUUCAACGUCAAACUGCAGGUGUGUGACUCUCUUGCUCACGCCGUGUCCAGAGAACUACAGUUGCCCAUGUCUCCAGCCUCCACCGCUAUUGCCCCAGUCUCCACCAUGACCACAGCUGUCCCUGUAUCCAAGCGUAACUACAGCUGUCCCAGUCUCCAGUUACACCACUACUGUUCCAGUCUAGACUGUGACCACAACAGUCUCCAAUAUAACCACAUUUUAGAUCGCAUUCGAACCUAUGGUAGAUCCAUCGAUACAAUUGCUUCACUGAUGUUUCCUAGUAUUAUCUUUUUUUUCAAGAAACUUCUUAAGUACAAACAUGCUUUGCCGUAUAUUUCUUGUAACUACGACGGUGAUUCUGAAACAUUCAGCCAAACGACGCAUGGACACCAUAUAGACAUUGACCCCAGCACCUUGUAUCGAUGGCCCUAUAGGUGCUGA